AUGUAUAGAUUAGUGUUACAGAAGUCUGUCACAGUGACAGGUGUUAGGUGUGGUUAUCACAUUACCCGUGUUUCAUCAGACCGGGUCUGGAUCAGUGAUUAUAACAAUCUCAUCUUGACAAACACAGCAGGGGAUAAACUACAUCAUCUGACAGGUAUAGAUCGUGGUUAUGGAGUACACACAGUGACUAGAGACGGUGAUUUAAUUUAUAUAGACAGUCACAGUAACAUCAACAAACUGUCUACAGAUCACAGAGUAAAGUCUACAUUAAUAAAGUACACAGCACCAUGGGUACCACAGUGUGUCUACAGCUCCCCCUCCACUGGAGACCUGCUGGUGGGGAUGUAUAGAUAUGAUACAGAUACAGCCAAGGUAAACCGUUACAACAACACAGGAGAACACAUACAGACCAUACAGUACGACAACAACACAGGUCAGGGACUGUAUAGUUAUCCUUACUACAUCACAGAGAACCGCAAUGGAGAUGUUAUUGUGUCUGACUGGCGCCGUGUAGUGGUGACAGAUGGUGUAGGUAGACACCGCUUCUCCUACACAGGACCUCCAUCAGGAUCAGGACUAGCACCACGUGGAAUCUGUACUGACGCGCUGUCACACAUCCUGGUGUUUGAUCUUAACACCCACUCAGUACAGAUACUGGACUGUGACGGGAGAUUCCUGUCACAGAUAGAGACACGACAACACGGGAUAGACAGACCAUGGGGCCUGAGUUAUGAUAACAACUCUAACUGUGUCUGGGUGGGAUCAGUGAACAACAACACAGUGAACAUCUACAGACUUAUACAUGAAGACUCCCUGACUGAGUUUCUGAGGAAGGAGAAGACAACUGUUUUUCAUGCCAGAGGAAUACUUGUUGGAUGUACCGAGGCUGGAAAAACAACACUACUGAGGCGAUUAAGAGGGAAACGACAAAAUGUAGGUGAAGUUACAAAGUCAUUCAGGGGAAUAACAACACUGCUGAAACGAUUAAGAGGGAAACGUCAAAAUGUCAGUGAAGUAACAGAGUCCACUAGGGGACUGGAAGUCCAUCAGCAUCUCUUCAUUGUUAAAGAUGGAAUUUUAGAAGUGGCUGAUGAUGACUCACCCUUAAAGACAUUUAUCAGGAUAAAUGCUGCAGAUUUGAAACCAGACCCGAGCAGUGAAGUUUCUGUCUCUGCUACAGAUGAAAAACAUGACAAUUUGGAACGAGGAAAUACUGAUAAAAACAAUGAAGUAAUUUAUUGCAGAGAAGAAAAGAAAGAAAGAAAUAUUGAGUUGUCCAGUUCUCAAACUGAAGGCAAAGAAGAAAAGAAAGAAGAUAAUAUGGAAAUGUCUAGUUCACCAACUGAGGGCACAGAAGAAGAGACUGCAGUAGAGACAAUGGCCAAUAUUCUCUCCUCAGAAGCACAAGCAAUGGUGAAGGAUGAAAUUUUUCAGAAAAUCUUGUCUGAAAAAGAAAAGUUACCAACAGUAAGCAUGCUGGAUUUUGCUGGACAGUUAGCGUAUUAUGCCUGCCACCAAAUUUACGUAACACCAAAGGCUUUCUUCAUCCUUGUGUUGGACGUGACUAAGAGGUUUGAAGAUGUUGUCAGUCAAGAGAAAGAUAAUCAAGAAGGAUCAAUCUUCUCUGUGUGGACUUACAAAGACUACCUGAAGUUUUGGAUUACCUCAAUCAAGACAUUUGGAGGCAAAAAGGCACCACUGUUUCUUGUUGUCACACACACAGAAAGAAAAUCUACAGCUGAAAUUAAGAAGUAUUUUGGGGAGUUUUGGGAAGCAGUUCCAGAUGAGGACAGAGAUUGGUUAAGAGAUUCUCUCAAUGAUCGUGAAUAUGCAGUGGGUCUAGAUGAACUAAAUGACAACUCGAAAAAAAUGCUGGAGUCAAUGAAAAUGUCCAUAGUUGAACUGUUUAAAGAUGAGAUAAAUACUAAAAUUGAAAUGCCUUCUUCAUGGGCUUUAAUGGAACAGUUAUUGUAUGAAGGAGCAUGGAAGGUUUUGUCCCUUAGUGAAAUCUGGAAGCUCAACUUAUCCCUUCCCCAUGAAUACCAAAUCAAAAGUGAUGAGGAAAUGUCUAUGUUUUUAAAGUGUUUCCAUGACAAUGGCCUUCUUUUGUAUUUUGAAGAAGAGAAAUUGAGGGAAAAUGCAGUGCUUGACAUUCAGUGGUUUGCUAAAGCUUUCAGCAAGAUUAUUGCUGAUGAAAACCAUAUCAAUAAAGACUGCAAAACAAAUUUAAUCAAGGAAUGGAAAUCCUUCAAUAAAACGGGAGAACUUAAAGAUAAAGUAAUAGAUGCACUUUGGAAAGAUGAACCUUCAUACUUGAAACACAAAAGUGAAAUUAUGUCUUACAUGGAGAAGCUUCAAAUGCUUGUAGCUUUGGACUCUUUUGAGGCUGUAUCAGAAGGUGGCAUGUCAUGGUAUGUCCCAUGUAUGAACAAAAAGCAGUUUAAAGCUAACUUUUGUGAAGAAAAAUGGGAAUGCUCCUCCAUUUUGUGCUUUCGGUUCACUUCUUUUGCCAUGUUUGUGUUCUACAGACUGGUAGCAUACUGCAUGAGUUUUCUAAGAUGGAGUGCUUCAAUAGACGAAGACAAUGAAGGGAGUCCUUGUCUUUAUCAAACAGCAGCAGUGUUUGAUCAUAAUGAACACACUGUUGUUGUUGGCAUCUCUAAUGACGAUAUCCAGUUGCAAGUAUUGAGAAUCACACCAUUGACUAUAGACAAGGACGUAUCAAAUGAAAUUGGAGAAUCCGUUGAAAAAGCCAUAGAAAAACUGACAGAAACAUUUAUCGGUACAAAAAUAUUCCACAGAGGAUACAAAUGUCAAAACGUUAUUUGUAAUGAAAAAGAUCUUUCUUUCACCCUUGCAAGUGAGCUCUCCAAUAUUAAAACUGAUAAAGACAUUCAGUGCAAGUGUCGACUGAAGGAGAAACACGUGAUAAAUGUAGAAAGGACUCUGAGUUUCUGGGAAAAGAGAAAGUUGAGUGAUUCCAGUACUCCAAUGGCCUCUGGACAAGACCUGGGGGGUCGGUCUAGAUUUGCAAAACUUGGAAUGGCAAUGAAUGAUGUGUUAAAUCAGGCAUACAGAGAUAUACUAGAGAUGGAGGUCCUCCCUUCUGAUAUUGAGAGCAAAGCUAAAGCAUCUCCAGUUUAUAAAAGAUUGCGCCCAGAGCAAGAACAUCUCUUGCUAGAUGCUAAACAUUUAGGAUAUAAGAACUUUGACAUUUCAUUAACAUACACAUUGAUUAGAAAUAUUAGUUCAAAGAUUCCUAAACCAACAAAAGGAAAAUGGGGAGAAGAGCCAGCAGCAGGAGAGGUGACAGUGGGUGAUGAUAUCGAGAGAAUUAGGUUAAUCCGAAACAGUUUGACUGCUCAUGUAAGCUCAGCCUCCAUCCCUCAGACAGAGUUCGAUGACACCUGGUUGACGAUGUCAGAUAUCUGCCGAAGACUAGAAACCUUCACUGGAAAGAAUUACUUUGAUACCCUUAAGGAUAUAAAAACACUGACCUUGAGAAAGGAAGAUGAGGAUGCUAUUAUAAAAAAUAAAAUGCAAGAAUUUUUUAAGACAAUGAAAUCAAAUAUGCUUGAAAUUGAAACAAUGCUCAAUCUUAACUAAAAUCUACAAACUAAGAGUUAUGGAUGUGGAUCUAAUUAGAUUGCUCAAGAUUUGUAAUUGUGACCUGAAAUAGAGUUAACUAUCAAAUUUGAAUGAACGCAUUCAAGGAAUUUGAUAUUUGGAACUGAGAUUUCUCAAAAACUUAAUUCAAGGUGUAGAACAUGGGUAGUUUCAAUUGAUAAGAAAAUCACAUUUGUUGUUUUACUGAUUUCAAUGAAUUCAAACUUUAAAGUGUUGUUGGCUACACAAUACAAAUGUCACCUUACCUUUAACGAGGACCAUUUUCAAAAUAAAGAGUAUAAGCAGGUCAAAUUUUGAAAUAAUUUUGUUUAGAAGUUUUGAGCCCAUCAUUGAAUAAAUUCAAACUUUAUUAAUUAUUGCCCGUUUAAAAAAUGUCUGAAGAAAUUUCAACAGAGUUUUAGAAUCGACCAUUUUUGAAUGAGGGUGACAAGAAAAGUGAAUUUUCUUGGCCGUUGGAUGGAUCCAAACCCCUUAUUGUCCCAUACUUUGAUAGUGUCCAAAAUCAUUGCAUUUCUGUACAAAAAUUAUUUUGUGUAUUUAUAUACAUAUUCUCAAUGCAUCUUUUUAAAAAGCAUCGAUAAUAAAAUGCCUUUGCAAUGAUCAUGUAAAAUCUAAGAACAACUUGUCUGUGAAAUAUGAAGAUAACAAGCAAACACCAAUCUCAAAAUCCAUUGAAAGAAUACAAAUUCGGAGCAGAGCAAAUACGCCCCCCCCCUAAAAAAUGUGGGAUCAGGUGCCAUGGAGGGGUAAGCAUACCAUGACGACCAGUCAUAACCACCGUGUUCUUAUUGCCAUGAUCCGUAGACAAUUUAGGGUUUAAAUAAUGGCAACAAUUAGUACAAAAAACGUCAGUCAGCAUUCGACUUGGUGAUAGAUUGUAUCAUAAUAAUUCCUAAGGGAUCCUAAUUCUGUAGGAUUGUUAUUGCGGGAAUGUUUCUGAUUUGUUUUAAAGGAUUGUGUUUCAAAUAUCUAUGUAACAUUGCUUGUAUACGUUUUAGAGUACCUGUAUACUUAGGGACGGCCACAUAAGUGAUUAUUUAAUGCAUGCUUGCAUUUUCCAGACACAGAUUUGCGAUCCUUCUUUUUCGCUUGUGUCAAUAAUUUUUGUUAAGUAUGUUAAUGUAUAUAUUAUAAUAAAUGUGAAAAAAAAAUCAAGUUGAAUCAAUGAAUAUACAAACUGUUAUAUAAUAAUGUAUAUACAACGUUUCCAAUAAGCAUGUUGGAGCUUUAGACUCAUAAAGAUCUCACCAUAAUUGAAAAUUGUACUUUAACUUUAUCGUGAAUGGUGGAUGUGCAGAAUCACUUUGAUGAUACAUCUGUCUGCAAAUCAACAGUCAAAUCAAUGUAACAUUUUUUUUUCAUUUUUUUCCCUACCUAGUUCGUCCACUUCCUGAUCAUGAGUCUUAUGGGGAGUAAACAUAUAUGUCUGAAGACUUUUAUUUGGAGAAAAAUAUUCUUUUUUUUUCAAUCUUUAGAAAAUAAAAAAAUAUUCUUCAUUUGUUAUUUUCUGAUUGAUUUGUAAAUCACGAAAAAUAAACACACAAGAUCCUCAUGUAAUAUUGUUAUUGAACCCAUGCUGGACGAAUUUUGAAGUGCACUGUAAUCAUGCGACAAUGUAUGUAUAACUGAACAUCUACCU
Molecule: messenger RNA, 5266 nt
Organism: Saccostrea echinata
Lineage: Eukaryota; Metazoa; Mollusca; Bivalvia; Ostreida; Ostreidae
Exons: 6
Coding region: 1-3606 (1201 amino acids)
Biological process (GO): protein polyubiquitination; proteasome-mediated ubiquitin-dependent protein catabolic process; negative regulation of translation
Molecular function (GO): translation repressor activity; ubiquitin protein ligase activity
Source: RefSeq, a predicted model, not a curated record